Ceraceosorus guamensis is the source of this 1116-nucleotide messenger RNA. Its product is annotated as alpha/beta-hydrolase. Lineage: Eukaryota; Fungi; Basidiomycota; Exobasidiomycetes; Ceraceosorales; Ceraceosoraceae. Gene Ontology annotation, molecular function: lipase activity. Gene Ontology annotation, cellular component: membrane. The record is from RefSeq and is a predicted model, not a curated record. The annotation marks the transcript as partial. The transcript has a single exon.
AUGGGUUUCAUCGACAACGCAAAGCGCACACUUUGGGAGGUCGUCGGCGAGCCUGCCUUGACCAAGGCUGGUCUGUACGAGCCCGCUGAUCGCACCUAUGGCCGUACCGAUGUUCCCUUUUCCCCCAUGGAAAAGCGUCUGCACGACAACCCAGAUGUCACUGUCUGGUUCGGCAAGGCUAUGCUCGACAAUGGCAAAGACUGGUCUUGGUACCAAGUUUGGGAAGACAAAAAGGCCAUGCGCAAGACCGGCCGCAACGCCGACAUGAUCUUCGUCCAUGGCACUGGCGUUCAUUCUGGAACUCUGGCUUCUCACUCCAGACGCUACCUCGACGCUGGAUUCAGACUCAUCGUUCCCGACCUCAUUUCUCACGGUUACUCGACCGGUACUCAUGUGUACCAGCGUCACCUGGACGCAUACACAGAAGGCCUUCACGCCGUUUUGCACGACGUUGCUAAGCGGGAUGACGAGGCCGAUGGUGUUGAACGUCGCCGCAAGGUCGAGCGUCGCACGACCUUCAUGCUCGGCCUUUCCUUUGGUGGCCUCGUGGCCCACAUGUACGCCUUGCACUAUCCCAACUCGCUCCGCGAAGAAGCGAAGGGAGAAUACGAAGUGCCCAUCGACGGUAUCAUAGGAGUCGGUCCCAUCAUCGAAUACUCUCGCGCCAACGUGCGCAUUCCCUGGUUCUUGCAGCAGAUGAUCUGGUACGGCGACACGUACCUCGGUCUCGGACGCGUCGAAGUCAUUGUUCCACACAAGAAGUGCCUCGACAAGGACCCCAAGGUAUACAAGACUCUAGUCACCGAGGACAAGCGAAGUCAUCAAGGCGCGUUCCGUGUGGGUCACCUGCUUUGCAUCCACUUCGCAGCUGAAAUGAUCCAACAGCGGGCGCACGAAAUUCGUCACCCUACCCUAGUCCAGCAAGGCGGUCAGGACCGGGUCGCGUGUCACGAAGCUGCCAUCAAUUUCAUUCGUGACGUCUCUGCCACCGACAAGAAGAUGACCAUCUACCCUGUCUGCCAACACGUCAUUUAUCGCAAAGCUAAGACUGAAGAGGAAGAUCUCGCUGGACGCGUCGCCUGCGUCGAGGAUAACGUAGAGUGGAUGUGCGAACGU